Messenger RNA from Magnolia sinica, 609 nucleotides. Its product is annotated as homoserine kinase-like. The transcript is spliced from 2 exons. Bases 1 to 609 code for a protein of 202 amino acids. Gene Ontology annotation, molecular function: ATP binding. NCBI's taxonomy places the organism in Eukaryota, Viridiplantae, Streptophyta, Magnoliopsida, Magnoliales, Magnoliaceae. The record is from RefSeq and is a predicted model, not a curated record.
AUGAAUGCAAAUUCCGCAGUGGGUAUAUCGAUAAGCCUUCAGAACGGCAUUCCCAAAGAUAUAGGACUGGGUUUAACAGCAGCCACCACAGUUGCAACUUUCACAGCAAUUAAUGAUCUAUUUGGCUUAGGCAUGUCAAAUCUGGAGAUCAUAAAGGCAUGCAUGUCGUCAGAUAGGAUAUCAGGCCUGGAGGGCGACCAUGUCGGUGCUGCUGCAUUUGCGUUCACACCUACAACCAUUGCCGCUUUGGGCCCCCACAAUGGCAUGAUAGGAUGCGUCAUUCAAGGAGUUGGAGAUAUGGUUACAGUUACGGUCGAUCCAUCAGUCCCUCAUGGGUUGAUCAAAAUUUCCUUGAUCAAGGGAUUGGAGCACCACAAACUGAGUUUCAACCCAAUUUUCAAUUGCGUAGCUAUUGCUGCAGACUCAUUUAUGAGUAUGAUGAAUGUAAAUUCCGCAGUGGGUAUUUCGAUAAGCAUUCAGAAGGGCAUUCCCAUAGAUAUGGGACAGGGUUCGACAUCAGCCACCACAGUUGCAACUUUCGCCGCAUUAAAUGAUCUAUUUGGCUUAGGCAUGUCGAAUCUAGAUAUCGUAAAGGCAUUCAUGUCAUAA